Hemibagrus wyckioides is the source of this 2686-nucleotide messenger RNA. RefSeq names its product transforming growth factor beta receptor 2b (gene tgfbr2b). The transcript has 7 exons. Bases 234 to 1895 code for a protein of 553 amino acids. Lineage: Eukaryota; Metazoa; Chordata; Actinopteri; Siluriformes; Bagridae. Gene Ontology annotation, molecular function: type I transforming growth factor beta receptor binding; metal ion binding; SMAD binding. Gene Ontology annotation, cellular component: signaling receptor complex; plasma membrane. Gene Ontology annotation, biological process: heart development; transforming growth factor beta receptor signaling pathway; cellular response to growth factor stimulus. The record is from RefSeq and is a predicted model, not a curated record.
GAGCAAAGCGAGCAGAAUCCAGUGAGUCAACCCGCUUCAUCGUUCACUCUCACACACACACACACACACACACACACUCACACUCACACACACACGCUGAAGGAGAAGGACAGAUCCUGUUCGUACCACAGCUGGAGCAGAGGAGCGGAGUUACAGCCAGCGGGAACUUCUUUCCAACUCGGGGACACUUUAAACUUUAUUAAUGUGAGACACCGACAGAGAAAAGGUCGCUAAUGGAGUAUGUUGGCUUUUCCGUGCUGUGGUGGGUCGCUGUCUUCAUGCCUACGCUCGCGCAGGAGAGGAACGCAGUCGGUGGGAUGGUCCCCGGAAGAUAUAAAAUAAACAAUCUGUGUAAGUUCUGCGAUGUACAGAUCUCCACCUGUGAUGGUUCUAAUGAAUGCCAGGCCAACUGCAGCAUUACCUCUAUCUGUGAACAAAACGAUGAAAUCUGCGUGGCAAUCUGGAGAAAGAACGAGGAGAACACCACAAUCGAGACGGUGUGUCACUCUCCAACACAACCGCUGUAUGGCAUGUUUCUGAAGGACUACAACAGCAGCAUAUGUGAGAUGAAGCAACAAAAGACAAACAAUGGGCUGCUCUUCAUCUGUUCUUGUAAUGAGGAAGAGUGCAACGAAAAAUUGUUCUUUCCUGACAGCACCACAGACCAUGAGAUGAAUUUAGUAAUCUUGGUCAGCCUGCUGCCUCUGGUGGUGCUGGCUAUUGUAGUCAUUGGUUCCUUCUACUGGUACCGCAUCUACCGGCGUCGCAAGCUCAGCGAGUGGGAGACCAAGAAGCCUUCUAAACGCAAGGGCCCGUUAGACUGCAGCGAUGCAUGUGCCAUCAUGAUGGAUGACGAUCGCUCAGACAGCAGCUCCACACAUGCCAACAGCCUCAACCAUAACACAGAGCCACUGCCCAUCGAGCUGGACAUGCAGGUGGGCAAGGGUCGUUUCGCAGAGGUCUACCGGGCCAAGCUGAGGCAGAGCUCCUCGCAGCAGUUCGAGACGGUAGCUGUGAAGAUCUUCCCGUGUGAAGAAUAUGCCUCCUGGAAAAACGAGAAAGACGUCUUCUCUGACAUUGACCUGAAGCAUGAGAACGUGCUGCACUUCCUCACCGCCGAAGAAAGGAAGGUUGAGCGGCAGUUCUGGUUAAUCACCGCCUACCAUCCACGUGGGAAUCUGCAGGACUACCUCACUCGGCAUCUGAUAAGCUGGGAGGACCUGCGGAGGCUUGGGGGUUCACUGGCUCGAGGCAUUGCUCAUCUGCACAGUGAUCGCACGCCAUGUGGAAGACCCAAAGUGCCCAUCGUCCAUCGAGACAUCAAGAGCUCCAACAUCCUGGUAAAGAACGACCUCACGUGUUGCCUGUGUGACUUCGGCCUGGCUUUACGACUGGACAAUUCCUUGUCUGUGGACGACCUGGCCAACAGUGGACAGGUUGGAACAGCGAGGUACAUGGCUCCAGAGGUGCUCGAGUCCAGAAUCAAUCUGGAGAACAUUGAGUCCUUUAAACAGACUGAUGUCUACUCCAUGGCUCUUGUGCUGUGGGAGAUCACUUCCAGGUGUAAUGCCAUUGGAGAGGUAAAAGAUUAUGAACCUCCAUUUGGCUCUAAAGUGCGAGAGCACCCCUGUGUGGAGAGCAUGAAAGACAACGUGCUCCGAGACCGGGGCCGGCCUGAGAUCCCGAGCAGCUGGACAAAACACCCGGGAGUGGCUUUGGUGUGCGCCACCAUCAACGAAUGCUGGGACCAAGACCCUGAGGCUCGUCUCACGGCGCAGUGUGUGGCCGAGCGCUUCAGGGAGAUGAACGAUGAUCUGGAUAAGCUAUCCACCUGCAGCAGCUCUGAGGAGAAGAUUCCAGAGGACUGCUCUGUGAGCGUCAGUGAUGACAAGUGAAAGAGUGGGAGAAUAAGCUAGAGCCCAUUUAUUCAUCACUCUGGCCUGGGAGAGUGUUAUCUGUGCUCACAUUUUGUGAUCGGCAAAAGAAGAACAGCUCCCUCCAAACAAUGGAAACUGGAAUACAUUCAGUAUGAUAUAAACAAUGUGUGCUUGUGUGUGCGGGUGUGUAUCCGGGGCCUCGGGACACGGGCCACAGGGAAAUGAAGUAGCUUUAAGCUUUAGAAGUGUCUCGUAACCAAAGAGUUAAUGCACUUUAUCAGAAUGUCUAUGCAUAUGUAACAGUAAAGAAGCACUGGUGGCUUUAUUGCAAGAGGACGUGGCUGGUGCUUCACUCCUCACAGCUCACCGCAGCUUAAACAUUACCUAAGCAGGUAUCAAUAAGAGAAUCUAUGACAUGUACAGUUUAAUUUAGCACUGUUUGUGUUCAUAAAAAGGUGUGUGUGUGUGUGUGUAUGGAUGUGUAAGAGCAGGUUUGAUUAUAUGUGCAUAAAUGAAUGUGGUGUGUUUGGUAUAGCUUUAUCAGAGAUUUUUUUUUAUUUUACUCAUUUGCUAAUGAAAUAAAGCACAGUGUAAAUAUAUGUAUUGAAUGAAAAAUCAUAUUACAGCAUUGGAAAGGUGAAAAAAGGAAAAGGACUCUGCUCUGGUGCCAAAAAGUAUUUUAAUAAAGCAUUUCCAAAGCUGUAGCUUUAUAAAUAAUCAGGAAAACACUUCAAUGUGCAUUUCUUUUUGUUUUUAUAAGCAAUAUAUUUGUAAAUCUUUUAUGAUAAAAUAAAUUUGUUUACAGUGUA